Messenger RNA from Sabethes cyaneus, 1013 nucleotides. RefSeq names its product mitochondrial import inner membrane translocase subunit Tim23-like. Gene Ontology annotation, molecular function: transmembrane protein transporter activity. Gene Ontology annotation, cellular component: mitochondrial inner membrane; TIM23 mitochondrial import inner membrane translocase complex. The record is from RefSeq and is a predicted model, not a curated record. Gene Ontology annotation, biological process: protein import into mitochondrial matrix. The transcript is spliced from 3 exons. The coding region runs from base 180 to 773 and encodes 197 amino acids. NCBI's taxonomy places the organism in Eukaryota, Metazoa, Arthropoda, Insecta, Diptera, Culicidae.
GCAACAAAAACAUGGCACCCAUCGCAAGCGGUAGAAAAACAGUUAUUUGUCAUUGUCAAAAAUUGUUAAGGAGAGCUGACGAAAAUUGAGUAAAUGAAAUAAAUCGAAAAAAUAGCGUGCAAUCCAAUUACAAUCCGAGUAAAUUACGAUAUUUUGUCUUAAAUAAAGCGUUGUGAGCAAUGAGUGACGAUUAUUUAAGUAAACCUCUUUCCUUCGGCGCUCCUUCGCCCGCGCUACCGUCCCAACAAAUACAGACCCUGUCGCCGUAUCUCAACUAUGACUCGCGUUACCUGCAGGCCCAACCGGAAUUCAUAUUCCCGGAAGGUGCAUCCAAGCAGCGAGGACGCUUUGAGUUAGCGUUUUCUCAAAUUGGUUCGUCCGCUAUGAUUGGUGCAGGAAUUGGUGGAAUGGCAGGAUUAUACAAUGGAAUGCGAGCUACUGCACUGGCCAAUCAAACCGGCAAACUUCGGCGGACACAAUUGCUCAACCAUGUGAUGAAGCAAGGAGCCGGAACUGCAAAUACGCUAGGGACCAUAGCCGUAAUGUAUUCGGCAUUUGGUGUCUUUUUACAGUGGGCACGCGGUGAGGAUGACGAAAUUAACACGAUUGCUGCAGGUGGCGCUACUGGAUUACUGUACAAAUCAACGGCUGGGCUACGAAAAUGUGCCGUUGGUUGCGGUAUUGGACUUGCUUUAAGUUCUCUUUACGUUUUAUGGGGUAUCACCGGAGGAAGUUCAAAAAAACUGAAGGAGCUGCGGUCGCAGUACCUGUAACUUGCACCAUAUUAAUGUCUCAAAACAGAAUGUAGAACCUAGAUUUGUAAGCUGAUUUAAAUAUAAACUGGACGUUACUAGCCGAGCAAACCGUCUAUCAAGCUGUGGCAGAACGUUGCGGAACAAGUGUCACUUUAAGAUAGGUUAUAUUAUGUAUGUUAGGACACUUGUGACCUGUGAUCAUAUUUUUUUGUAAUUUUCUUUGCGAAAUUCAUGUGGAAAAUAAAAUUAAACACGAAA